Molecule: messenger RNA, 207 nt
Organism: Heterobasidion irregulare TC 32-1
Lineage: Eukaryota; Fungi; Basidiomycota; Agaricomycetes; Russulales; Bondarzewiaceae
Exons: 1
Coding region: 1-207 (68 amino acids)
Source: RefSeq, a predicted model, not a curated record
AUGUCUAAGGACGAUUUUAUGGCCGCCAUUGACGCUUUCCGUUUGUUCGGUGUGCUGCUUUACUUAUCAAUUCUGCUUUCCAAGUUUGGUAUGUUGUCCGUGAAAACCGCUACGCUGUGCUCCAUAUUUGUAUCCUACAUUCCCUCAAGUUUCAGCUCCAUUGAGCGACUCGGACCUACUCGGGCCUCGACACUUGCCACUAAUUGA